CUGAUCCUGCAGGUCUCUUUUUGUAGAAACUGCAGGUAUAUGUAAAAGUGUUUCCAAAAAAGGCUCUAUUACAAAACAUUAUCCCACAAGUUUGCAAUAGUCUAAAUUUAUGUUACUUUUCUUUCCAGGGAUAGCAAUGAAACACUUCUUAUUAUUGGCUGCUGCUGCCGUCUUCCUGCACGUUUUGAUUACAAGAGCAAAACCACCUAAAGUUCCAUAUGAUACACUCCUUACGGAACCGGCAACUGUCCAAGAAGAAAUAGUGACUGUACAUAACACCCUCAGGAGAGGAGUAUUUCCACCAGCCGGCAACAUGCUAAAAAUGAAUUGGAGUGAAGAAGCUGCAAGAAAUGCCAGAAUGUUGUCAAAAGAUUGUGAGUUGGUAGAGAGCAAUGCACUUAAGAGGCGAAUUACAAAUACUUUUUGUGGAGAAAAUAUGCAUCUGACAUCUUAUCCUAUCUCAUGGUCAAACGUAAUCAGAAUCUGGUACAGUGAGUCUAAAUAUUUCAAGUAUGGGGAAUGGGCCUCAACAGAUGACAUGAUGAUUGAGCAUUACACUCAGGUUGUUUGGGCCACUUCUUACCUUAUUGGCUGUGGCAUAUCAUCAUGUCGUAAAGGAAUUCAGUACUACAUCUGUCACUAUUGUCACGAGGGCAAUGAUCCUGACAAAAAGAAGGUACCUUAUAAUAAGGGAACUCCAUGCAGAGACUGUCCAAAUAACUGUGAAGAUAAACUUUGUACAAACCCUUGCAUCUACUACGAUGAAUACAGUAAAUGUAAGACACAGACACGAGGUCCUGCCUGCAGCCAUCUGUCAGUUCAACAACUCUGCAAGGCUAGUUGCCUGUGUCCCACUGAGAUAAAAUAGCCUUUGUUAUUUGCAGCUGUAAUGUGCUGUCGAAUCAUACCUUUGACCUUACUUUGCUUCAGCAG
Messenger RNA from Lipotes vexillifer (Yangtze River dolphin), 933 nucleotides. It is a transcript of the gene CRISP1, whose product is annotated as cysteine rich secretory protein 1. The record is from RefSeq and is a predicted model, not a curated record. Gene Ontology annotation, cellular component: extracellular region. NCBI's taxonomy places the organism in Eukaryota, Metazoa, Chordata, Mammalia, Artiodactyla, Lipotidae.